AUGCUGUCGGAUGGGACAAUAUGUGCAAGUCGAAGUAGUGUUGUUUUCGAUCAACAUGAACCAAGAGAAUUGGAGCACUCUAGGCGGCAGAGCGAGCCGCUGACACACGACGCAGCCUGUGCGAGUGGAGCAAGUGAUUGUGAUAGUGGUGUGUGUGCGCUGGGUGACGUUGUGCAACGAUCUCCGGAGUCGUCGCAACGGGGCACGGUCUCACCACUAAACUCUAUACUCUUUCCACCCGUACCCGUGGAAGACAUUGAGUGUGAAAAAAAAGUUUUACAGAACUUCUAUGAGUUGAGCAGUGAUACGGGGCGGCGCCAGAUUCUCCAUGAGCUCUUCAACAGACACUUUCAACCGUUCGAGCGAUCCCGCUCCUUCACUGCCGAAACUUGGGAUGAAGUAAAGCGGAUGGAACCCAGUGGUAAUUGUUUUGAUGUUCAAUAUGACCGGAGACGGUACUGCUUCUAUAUCACGGUGGCGCGGAGGCGGUUUCGUUUCUUCUUGUGGUCCUUUUUGUUCCGUUUAUUUUGUCUGCUUUUGAUGUGGGUGUUCAUGUAUUGUCUCGUGUCAGCCGCUGAUUCAUCUCCCGGCGGGGUGUACUUUGAUACAGCCACCACUAUUCUCUUCUCGGGAGUGGUGGGGACUUUGGUGUCGCGUUUGGUUAGAGUUCCUGCACUUGUGGGUGUAGUUGCGGCUGGUAUCCUGUAUAAUAACGUCCCGAGCACAGGUUAUUUGACAUCAGGUGUCACGCCAACGGUGCGACUCACUGUGGGGAUUUUUGGGCUUUCAGUGGGCGCCGUCCGAGCUGGACUUUCGCUAAAUGUUCCUCGCUUCAAGCAGAAGUUCAAGCACUAUAUGCUGUUUAGCAUUCUGCCCGCAACUGCCGAGGCAAUUGUACACGGCUUUGUCUGCAAAGCAGUGUUCGGGUUUCCCAACUAUGCCUGGGCCAUGAUUGAGGGAUUCGUCGUUUCCGCCAUCGCGCCAAGUGUGGUUGUGCCUGUCUUGAUUGAACUACAGGGCAAAGGCUACGGCACACGUGACGGGCCGGCUAUGCUAGUGCUCUCCUCCAUUGCUGUGGACACCACCGUAUGCGUUUGGGUCAUUCAAUUCCUCCUCGCCACUGAAUUCAAUACAAUGAGUGUGGGACUCGCAAUUGGGCUAGCCCCUGUGCAGCUCGUUGUGGGGCUCGGUGGAGGUGUGUUGCUGGGCUUCCUCCUGUACUAUAUUGUUUUCGGAGUGCUCUUCAUGGAGGGUGAGAGGAUUGUUAUUGCAGAGGGCGUCAUCACGCGCAUGACGGCGCGCCACGCGGCGCACGUGCGGUACAUGUCGGCAGGGUUUGUCCUGCUGCUGAGCCUCGCGUGUGUAUCGGGGGGGCGCCGUGUCUCGUGUCUCGGCGGCGGCGCUGUUGCUGUCAUAGCACUGGCGGGGACGUUCAACCUCCUCUGCGAGCGACAGGGCACCCCUGACCACCUCGGCGCGAAGGCCGACAUGGUGGUGAUGCUGACGAAAGUGUGGGACUACGUCGCAAUGCCUGGUCUGUUUGGCUUUGCUGGGGCGAGCGUCAACGUCCAUGAGGUAUUCUCCCCCAACUUCAUUGGGCGCGGCUGCGGUGUCAUCUUUGCAGGCAUGGCGGCGCGCUUUUUGUUUGCAAUGCUCACGCCGCUCAUCUCGCGCAUGGGCUUCACCUGGCGGGAGAUCCUCUUCUGUGGCCUUGGGUGGCUGGGCAAGGGCUCCGUGCAGGGUGCGUUAGGGCCCGCCGCGCUGCUGCACGCGCUGGACGAGCUGAGCCGUGCCACAACACCGGAAGAGGUGGCACGGGCGCAGCAGCGCGUGCAGUACGGUCACACGAUUAAGAAUACUGCUGUGUUGUCAAUGCUCAUCGCAUGCCCUCUGUGCGCCAUAUUCCUCGCGAACUUCUCGCAUCUGUUGCUCAAGAAGGAUCCUGAUGCUACGGAGCCAGCAGCAGUUAAUAAGAAAAGGGCGAGGAGAGGCGAUGCCUCGGCGUGA
Trypanosoma grayi is the source of this 2007-nucleotide messenger RNA. Its product is annotated as mitochondrial sodium/hydrogen exchanger NHA2. Bases 1 to 2007 code for a protein of 668 amino acids. The transcript has a single exon. The record is from RefSeq and is a predicted model, not a curated record. Lineage: Eukaryota; Euglenozoa; Kinetoplastea; Trypanosomatida; Trypanosomatidae.